This is a messenger RNA of Dermacentor andersoni, 1394 nucleotides long. RefSeq names its product somatostatin receptor type 4-like. Gene Ontology annotation, molecular function: neuropeptide receptor activity. Gene Ontology annotation, cellular component: plasma membrane. Lineage: Eukaryota; Metazoa; Arthropoda; Arachnida; Ixodida; Ixodidae. The record is from RefSeq and is a predicted model, not a curated record. Gene Ontology annotation, biological process: neuropeptide signaling pathway.
AGCAGCUUCUGCGGGCACACAAAGCGCGUAGUCGGCCUGAGCGUAUAAGACAGCGUAAAACCAAUAACCACGAGUGAGCCGGAAUAGAGAAUAUGGGUGAGAGCAGCGGCAGGUGCCGGUGAGUGACACAGCGAACCGACGUGCAGGGAGUAUGCGCAAACGGUCGCGGAGAGCGGAUAAUCAGAAAGAAACGACCCGUCUGCAGCUGUGAGGAAGGCAGCUCAUGGAGUUCUCGUGGUCUGGCCGGCAGCUCCCAUAUAGCCCCGAUAUGGAUGGCAUCGGACCGCUCUUCUACGUAGCGUUCGCCGUCCUCCUUGUAUCUGGAGUCGUCGGCAACAUGUCUGUGGUGCUCAUGGCUUGCUGUUACGGCCGUGUGCGGACGCCCGCCGGCCUCUAUGUUGUCAACGUAGCCGUCGCGGAUCUACUCAUCUGCGCCUUCGGUGUGUUACUUGACCCCGUGUCAGUGCUCCUGCGUCGCUGGCCCUUCGGCGUAGCGCUUUGCUACGCGUGCUCCUUUUCCGAGCACCUUGGAGUGUUUGUGCACGGCUACACGCUCGUUGUGGCCGCCGCUCGCUUCGUCGCCGGCACACCUCCCAAGCCGGGGUCUUGCCACCUGAACAACGUCGGCGUCUGGUUUCUGGGCGCAGUCAUUUGCUUGCCUCAUAUGCUGCUCAUCGAUUCUCGCGCGCUGGCUGUCCAUGGGCAGUGCGUCGUCAAGUGGCCGGGGACUGUCAAGAUGCUGGAGCCGUUCGUCUCCUUUGCCGCGCUUGCUGCAUUGCCAUUUCUGCUGGUCACAGUCUCGUACGCCUGGCUCCGAGCGUCCCUGUGGCUGGGCAGAGGCACGAGGCGUUCGUUUGUGCGGCGGGCGAGCAUAGUGCGUGUCUUUUGGCUCAUGUCACUACUGCUGCUGCUUUGUCGGACACCCCUGCACGUGACCCGGUGCCUGCUUGGCGUGUGGACAGCCAUGAGGGCCAGUACACACCUCACCGUAGUGGCACUUGCCACGCGAGCAAUCGCCGCCGCUGUCGUAUGCUUCACGGCAGCCUUCUUUUUCGAUCUUAGUGCCAAGCAACUUGCGAGAAGGGUGAGACAGGCACCCUCGGUUGUGGCAAACCACGCCUCAUGAGGAGGAGUGUACAGCACUGUCUGGCUAGAACGGCGACGUUACAGUAAUUUCCUAUCGCCGAGUGUUAUGAUCCAAGCACGUAUGUGAACUUUGAUUAACUAUUGCUUAUCGUAGACCUGUUUUGUAUUUUAUAAAGUGCUGCCAAGCUCUAAUUUAUGCACACUGUACUGCUGCGCUAUGUACGAAGUGUCAUUUGUGCAUGCGCAGGAACCCACAACACCGUUUCGCUGAGCCCCGCUAAAGGGCCCUAAUGUUCAGGAACGUUAAU